Drosophila sechellia is the source of this 669-nucleotide messenger RNA. RefSeq lists its product as uncharacterized. Gene Ontology annotation, molecular function: nucleic acid binding; zinc ion binding. Lineage: Eukaryota; Metazoa; Arthropoda; Insecta; Diptera; Drosophilidae. The record is from RefSeq and is a predicted model, not a curated record. The transcript has 2 exons. The coding region runs from base 59 to 523 and encodes 154 amino acids.
CAUCCUAGAAUCAACCGACCAGCUGUGCGAACAGUUAAUCUUGACAUUCGAGGUCAAGAUGUCAAAAGGGGAACUGAGGAACGCAUUUCAAAAACGCGAAUGGCAUCCGGAUGAGAAAUUUGCUGUUUACUUCGAGGACAAGGUGAUGCUGGCCAACGACAUCAACAUCGAUCUAGAGGAGCUCCUGGAAAACAUCAUUGAAGGAAUCCCAGCACCAGCGUUGCGCAACCAGGCGCGCAUACAGUGUUUCUCCGAGCCGAUGCAAAUUCUGCGGGCUUUCUCGGAAGUCCGUCUGCCGAAGCACAAAACAGGGAGCAGUUCAUCAAAGCGCCUUACUGGAGGAGGUGCAGCCAAUAAGGACUUACGUUGUGCCAAUUGCAACUCCAAAAGACACUUCGCCAGGGAGUGUCUCAAGCCAAAGAGGGAGCCCGGAUCCUGCUAUGCCUGUGGGGCAUUUGGACACUUCGUCGGACAAUGCCCGGAGCGCAAGAGCGCCAAUAUCAACAAUUAUAAUGCCUCAUAGACACAGGGAGUCCAAUAUCAUUUUCAAAGUUAAGCAAUGUAUCCAAGGAAAUUAAUUUAGAAUCCGCUUCAGAAACCUAUUUCGGGCUGAAUAAAAGCCAACUGACAAUACAUGGAAAAAUCUUAUGUUACAUUAUAAAAGAAAAA